UGCAGGGUUUGUAGGAGGGGCCUAAACUGUAAUCUCUUAUAUUGAACACUCGAGCCGGUGGCUCGGAGAAUUUAUAUUUUAUCCUGAAAUUGAACAGUAGCGGCUGUAACCAUCCAUCCACCUCUUGCACCUGGCAAUACACCUGCCGUUACCGACAACACUUGCACGAGACCUCCGGGCUUCACUAACGCUGUAAAGAUGAAGAUUGAGAACAGCCUGCCCCGCCCCCAGCUCCCCGAGACCCCUCCCCAGACAGGCCUCCAGUUCACCGUGGCGACAGAGGAGGACUUUGAAGAGAUCAUGGCGAUGAGCCAGGACAUCUACGGAGGGCUGGACUACCUGCCGACCCGCUACACCGCCUGGCUCUCCGAGUCCAACCGCACCGUCAUACUGGCCCGCAAGCAGGGCAAAGUGAUUGCCCUGGAGUCGGUGUGUGUGAUAGAUGACGGUGACACCAUGCUGGUGGAGGGGUUACGUGUGGCCCCCCAGGAGAGGGGGAAGGGCGUGGCAGGGGUGCUUCUGCGGUUCUGCUCUCAGCUGGUCAAGUCCAAGUGGCCUGAGGUGAAGGUGACCAGGCUGACCCGCGACGACCAGCUGGGGCCCAAGGACUUUCAGAAGUACCGCCUCAUCACCAAACAGGGCAUCCUGCUAGUUCGCUUCAAUGCCGAAGACCUCAAGCUCCGGCUCUCCGAACUGGGGCUGCAUGUGACCCUACCCCCCUCCUCUGAGGGUACCCCCCAGGGUUCUGACACCUCCCUGGUUCCCCCGGUCCUUCUGGACCUCAACGAGGCCCACCAGAUGUUCCUCAACUCUGGCCUGAUGUCCGACGUACUCCCUAACGCUACCAUCGUCCAGGACUGGCAGCCGUUCAAGCCCCUGCCCAGCAACAUGGCCAUUCUUCUGAAGAAGGACAUCGACUGGAUGGUGGACGACCGUGACGCCCCAGCCGUGGCCAGCCUCUGCACCCACCCCUUCCGGGUGCCCGGAGGUCCUUACCGAGUUGGUGACGACACAUACUACCUCAACAUCGACGUGUUCGGCAAGGACAUAGGCCUGGUGCUCCAGCAGUUCCUGAGUCACCUCCGGCGCCACACAGCCACCCUGAAGGGGCACGUCAUGUGCCAGAUGUUUCUGGAUCCUCCCAUGUGGAAACCCAUGGCCGAAUUCUGUCGCCAGACAUUGAAGGUGGAGCUGGUGAAGGAAUAUACAGAGCAGUGCGUGGUCGAGUCAGAUGUCAUGUAGCUGGCAGAAGAGGAAGGAGGAAGAGGAAGAGGAGAAACAAUAUGAGGGAAAAAACAUGAAAGUUGACAAAUUCAGAAGAUUUUCCAGAGACCCAAUGAAUGAACGAACCACAUUCUCUUUAGAAAUGAAAUGGAAAAGUUCCCCAAGAAACUUCGGAAGGAUUAGCAACAACCUCCAUAAGCAAGUCUAUAGUGAAUCAACUUAGAAGCUGCAUUAGAUUUGCAAUAUGUUUGAUAUUAACACUACCACUAACAAAAAUAUUUUAGGAAAAAAGACAGUUAUAUGAUAUACCUUUGACAAAUCAGUUUAAAUUAGUUUCUCACAGUCUUUUACCAUUCAUUCAUCGCAAAAAUCGAACUCUUAACAACAGAAGUAACUUUAUGCUAACGUUACUCCUUUCAAAAUGAAAAAAAAAAAGCAAGCUAGUUUACGGUAUGUCAUGCCUUUCAAUCCUUUUUUUGUAAAUAUAAAGUAUAAAUAUGUACACAUUCUGAAUUGCAAAGAAGUCUGCACAACUCUUGAGGCACUUUAUUAAACCAUAUGGGCUGUUGUGCUAAAGUGCGAGUGAUGACGUGAGGAAGAGAGGAGUUGGUUUACUUUUAGAGAUAACUGAAUUUAACUGAUUUAGAACGCAUCACUCCCAUCCAUAGUAACGGUAGAAAUCCUUUUGGACUUAUUCUAUCUAACACCAAAUCCCCAAAUACUGUCGAACAAACAAAAGCCCUUCAGUGAAUCUUACAGAGCAUUUGCACGCUUAUAAUUCACACUAAAAGGCUGAAACGGAACAGCUAGAAACACACUUAGCUCAUAAUACUAAAACAUGGCCAGUUAGCUUUUAAAACAAUUUAGUUGUCUUCGUUGUUUUUUUAACAGUCACUCAGUUGUUUAAAAAAAAAUGUUUUUAAGCACUUGACCAUAUUGCUAAUUUAUUGCUACUUUUCCACAUGUACUUGAAUGCAACAGUAGUAUGUAAAGAGGUAAUAUAUUAACAGCAGAAGCUUUCUGGAGGCUUUCUUAUAACAAUGUGCAAUCUAAGCUUACUCUAUAGUAGAUUGCUAACUGUGUGAAAAAGGUAGAUGUACUAUACAGUAUACCGCAAAGACUCAAACAAUUGAACUAAUAUAGUUGAGAUUGACUUAACAUUAACAACAUUGUUCAGUAGCUAGAGAAAUAUUUCACCGGUAAAUGUCGCCAUCACAAAUAUUAGCUGACAACCGUUGUAAAGGUUGGAUUCUAGUCCCUCAUGGUUGUUGAAAACAUCAACAUAGACACUACAGUCUCAGUCAUCGGACAUGCUGUGAAAUUCAGCUCUCUGAAACCAUUCUACGAAGCUUCGUAGCCACUCUAAGACACUUCAUAUCCACUCUACGAAGCUCCAUAGCCACCCUAAGAAGCUUCAUAAGCUUUGGCACAUGGUAAGAGCUCAGCAGAGCAAAUGGGAGUCCGUUUGCUCUCAAAGGCUUCAUAACCACUCUACGAAGCUUCAUAGCCACUCUACGAAGCUUUAUAAGCUUUUGGCUCUUUGCUCUUGAACGUUCCUUUUAUGAAGUGAUGCUUUUGACAUGACGUAGCACUGAACGAGCCUACAUUGCAAUCUCCAACUUGAGACUAAAGCCAUCUAAAACCACUACAGAAGAGAGACUGGCCACUCUAUGGACUCUCCAACCUGCCCUCGUUGUAAAAGGGACCUCGUUGUAAGGGAUGAAAUGGACAGCGGAAGAGAAUAUCUUUUUUUAAUUUUUGGUACACUGACCCUUGUCUGGACACCCCGUCUGUCAUCCCUCUGUCUGUCUUUCCGAGACUAAAGGUUGAACGCACUCACACAUUAUAAAUGAAGGAUUGGACUGGAUCGAUAUCGGACGAUAGAUGGACAAGAUGCCUGGAGAAAGUGGAAUGAAGAAUGAAGCAAAUGACAUACCGGAUUCCAUAUUCAUCAAAGGAAAACAGAAACAACAAAACAAUACUUUGUCCAGGCUGAUGAUAAUUUUCUCAGUUCUUUGAGAAGCACUUCCUAUUUUUUUCACCCAUUGAAGAAGCAAAGCUGGACUGACCCCCUUUUUAGCUGCGGCUAGUCGUGAGGAAGAGGAAGAGGAAGAUAAAGAUUUGAGCGACCUGAAUCCAGUGAAGAAGAGAAGAAGAGAAGUAGUACACAAGCAAUCCUACAUAGAUUUAUUUUUAACAAGAUCGGCAUUCACAUUCUAGCCAUCUACCCAAUUCAUUCACUCCACCCCCACCCCGUCUCUAAAGUCUUUCCCCUACCCCACAUACGAAACCCCACAAGAAACCCCCCAGCCAAAUAAUUUCUGAGAAAUUAUGGGAAGGUGGACCUUUUCCUCACAAGCAAGAACAACCCCUCUCUAUUUCUCUCACUCUUCAUGAAUAGAUUCAAGACCAAUUAAAAGCCACUGAGUUUAAAACAUCACUAUGUAGUUUAUCUACGUCUCUUGGCUGGUCAAGGGUAAGGGGCCCUGGUUGUACUGUCAUAUCCAUGCUGGCCAUCUGGUGUAUGUAAAUGGUCUUGGAGAGCUUGCUUUCCUGCUGCUAGUGUGUGAACAGAGGACCAGAUAAUGUUUUUUUUUUUUUACUUAAGUAAAACGUUAUUAACCUAAUAUGAACAUGACUUGGCUUCUUGUUCAUAAAACGUAUUCAGAAAAUUGCCUAGUUAAAUGUUGCUUCAUAGGAUACACAAGUGAGUAAUAAUUUUUAAUUGGUGUUGGACAUUACUGAAUAGAGAUCAGUGUAUUUACAGUAAGGUCAUUGAGCUGGGAGUAGAGGAGCUAAUUUGUCUCUCUGAUAAGACAGAAUAGUAUAUCCCUGUUUAACAUUUGAAAAUGAUCCUCUUUUCUCCCCAGUCCAGUCCACACCCCAUAUCUGUGUUUGUCUGUCUGUCAGUCUGCACAACUGGCAAAUGGAAAGCAGUUCUACGGUUCCUUCCUGGUCUCCGUAACAAUGGAGCUCUCAGUUCUUAGAAGCAUCCGAGUGUCAGUGAGGAUUGUGAUAUAGCUAUCUUAUAAUAACACAGUGUCAUGGUAGUUUGAUGGUGGUGGACAUUGCAUGGUCACAGAUAGACAGUGUUGUAAUAUACUCUGCAAAGUCCACAGAUCAAAUCAAAUCACAGACCCACUGAUCCAAUGGCUUUCCAAGACCAUAUGGCUAAAAUGGAUACCAGUAGAACACAGCACGGUCCAGGGAUACGACAGGGAGGAUGUAUUUGGUUGGAGGGUGAACACGCUAGGUAAACGUACUAUAUCUGAUACGAUACACACGCACACACACACACACACACAUACACGCAUCAAAUCCACACAAAAGGAAAUGUCACCUUCCCAAAAACUACCCCGCAGCCCCAUCACGCCCACGCAAUCUAUUGCCCAAAUGCCCACUACCCCCACAACAACAUGUCCUAAUCUAUGUUGUAUCUACUACCACAGGGACAAGGUUGUUGUCAUACAAACUGCCUCAGUCCCCAACAUACCCAUCCAGGAAAGACUAUCUAUACCCAUAUACUCCAUCUUCACUUAGACUAUACAAAUGGUUGUCUGGUGAAUUGGUGGUUUGUCUGUGUCGUCUAGUAUAUUUAUAUAUUUCACCUACAGAUAUGUGCACAGUAUUUCAGAGGGAUGUGGGAUUCAGUAGGUGCAUUUAGUCUUGGUACUUAUUUGAUUGUUUGUAAUGGUAUGUUGGGUUGUGUGUUUGAGGGAAAGCUCGGAGGAAAGUUUGGUAGAGAUCCGAAGAGAUUUGAUUGGUUAUAGACUGCUUCAAAAUUCCUUUGUCUACCAUCAGAUAAUUCCAAUUGAUCAAAAGACUCUGUAGCAGAUAAUCCAAACACUCUGAUUUAUCCUCGUACUUAGAGAUAUUCUCUAGAAGUACAAGUCAUCCACUGUUCUAAAGCAUUCUAAACAAACUCUCCUCCCUCCCUUGUCCCUCACAGCACACAACCACAGCAAAGAGAAUGAAUGGUGUUUAACCAACAGCCUUGGAAAUAGAUAUGGUUUAUCUUUUAGGGUUUCCUAAAGCACUGUGUAUUAGUAUGUGACAUGUACUUUACAUGUGAAAGCUACUGUAUGGAUAUGUACUGAACCAAGUGGAGGGUACUUCAUAUUCUAACCCUCCCUGAUAGCACUGGUUUGAUUAGGUUUUUCGAAUACAAUGAGGUUACUGUUACUGUGCUAGCAUUGAGUCGGAUCUCGGUCUAAGGACGGUAAAGUAAGCACUUUGUUCAGCCGAUUCAUUCGCUCUCUGCUGCUGUGAUACUGUUGGGGAGGGCAGCAGGGCAGCGAAUGAAACGGGGGUCUGUUCAAAAUGAUAGAUGGAGUGUUGGGAAUGGAAUGGAAAGAUGAACGGAACACUCGAUAGUGUUCUAAUGUGUUCUGUCUCGCUGUCAUCGUCGUCAACGGCGAUGUUAAUCAGCCAUGGUUACGAUCGCCACGGUUACGUGACUCAGAGCAAAGAUAAAAUCUCCACUAUUAAUUAAUACUUUCUCGUUAUAAGUCUGAUUGGAUGCUUAAUAAUCAUACAUACUCAUUAUUGAUCAAGUUUGAUGUACAAACAGUGCUUUGAUUUACGAUUCUGGUGACUGUUGAUGGCUGGUUAUCAUCUUGCUGUGGGUUUGUGUUCUCCAAUUGUACAAAUUGUUAAUUUUGUCACAGAUUUCUUUGUAGGCCUAUUAUUAUUUUAAUUUUAUCUUAUACUAAUUAUUUCCUCUUAUCUACCCUGUAUUUUUCCACCAUCCCAUUUUUCAUUUUAAUUCCUUGCCCCUGUUCACCUUAAAACUGCUCAACAUUUAAUCUCUUUAAAUCUAUAUUUGGUAUUUUUGAAUGUGGAGACACUGACAAUAUUAUUAAAAGCCUGAGCUGUCAUGAAGUAGAUAGAUCAGAGACGUGUUACAGUUGUUAGCAUUCUGUCUGACAGGGAGCAUGAAAGGUUCAAACACAGGGAAGAUGUUCAGAAUAGAACUUGUAUUGGUAACAUUGCUUGGUCCCGGAUCUGUAUGCGUUUCAGCCAUCUCCUCUGUCUUUGAUAGUCAGAGAAAGUUGACUAAAACACAUACUGAUCUGGGACCAGUCUAGUGGCUAGUGGUAGCUAUGCUUGGUGGUGGAGAAGGAGAGUAAACCGAAGCCCUCAUCCCUCAUUUGGCCUGGUCGCAAAGACAGAUGGGGGACAGAGGGAGUGAGGCAUGGAGGGAGGUCAUAGAGGAUAGGGGGUUGAGGGAAGGAGAGGUCAGGGAGAGCAGGAGAGUAGGAGGGGAAGGAGGGAUGGUGUGGGGGUUGUGGAAGAGGAGAGUAGAGUAACAGGAGUCCCUCUCUCUCUAUUAUUGCAUUACCACUUUGGUAAUUAAAGGCCGUAAGAGGUUGGAAAAACUAAGGGGGGGAUGGGUACAGUAGGAACAGUAGACUCUACUGUACCCCAGGCACCCUAAAAACAUUAUAUGAAGCGUCGUAGCUACACUAAGAUGCUUUAUAACCACUCUAUGAAGCUCCAUACUGUAGAGUCUCAACUUUUACCCACAUGUUUGUGGGUAAAAGUUCAGACAAAAACCUGGGGGAGACAGAGAUAGCAACAGAGAGGAAGAGGUGAAUGACAACCGAGGACGAGGCAGGUCAAACUAUUUAUACAUACUACCAUUGUUAUGUAUCCACGCUAUGUGUCCUUGUAGACACUACAGCAGGGCUCUCCUACCCUGUUCCUGAAGAGCUACCCUCAUGUAGGUUUUCGCUCCAACCCCAGUUAUAACUAGCCUGAUUCAGCUUAUCAACCAGUGAUUAGAAUUAGGUGCGCUAUAUUAGGGUUGGAGUGAAAACUCAUUGGAUGGUAGCUCUCCAGGAACAGGUCUACAGUCAUUGUCUCAUUGGCAGUGUUUUUCCGACUGAGUUACAUUUUUCACACCCCCCUGCUCUCCAGGGUAACUAGAGAACCAGGAAGUCAAGUUAAAGCCGACUUCCUGUGCUGAGCGCUAUGCUGUUCUGUUUGCAGAGUGAGGCUGUGUCCGGAAUGACACUCUAUUCCCUACAUAGUGCACUACUUUUGGCCAAAGGAUGGGCAACUGGCGGCCCAUGGGCUGCCCCCUUUUGAAAGCCCUCGGAUUAAUUCAGUUGGGAUCUCAACUUACUGUUGCAAGUUAGAAUAGUAGAAUGCACAAGGUGAUAUUUAUCUCCACUCAUACAGGAGUAAUAAAGGGCUAGUGUACUCAUUUGGUGGAGAAAAUAAAAAAUACAAAUGUAUUUUAUUAUUUUAAUAUAUAAAAAGAAAAAAUUGAUUUAUCAGGGGGUGCUGCAGCACCUUCAGCAGCCCUACCUGCGGCUAUGCAAACAUUUCUCUCCACCCUAUGGCGAUAUGUGUAGAAUUGCAGGAUAUUAUUUAUAAAAUUGCUAAAUCUUGCAGAAAACUUGCUUUAAAACUGCUACGUUUUCUCUACACCCCAUGGUAAAACGUGUAAAAUUGCACGAAAUUAGCUCUAGAAAUUCAAAAAUGUUCUCUCAGCUGUCAAGAGGGGGACUGGUAAAAUAUUUGGCUGGCAAUGUGGUUGAGGGUAUGCACAUAUGGGUAUGCAGACCCACGAGCAACUGUGGCCCCUCAUGAUGAGUUCAGAUUUUUUGUGGUCCCCACCCCCAUCAAAGUUGCCCUUCCCUGAUAUAGGGAAUAGGGUGCCAUUUUGGACACACACUCAGAGUUUCCUUUCAAAACUAAAAUACAUGUAAUCCCCUAUUGGGAGGUGAGAAUCAGCAAGGUUUGUAUUUAUAUAUAUAGACUAACUCAACAUGAGAGUUGAAGGCCCAUCGCCUGCUGAUGGCAGGAUAAAUGAUACAGUAAGGGCCCCUAAACACACACACACACACACACACACACACACACACACACACACACAUACAUACAUACAUACAUACAUAAAUACAUACAUGCAUACACAUACACACACACACGCAUACACACUUUACAUGCGUCGAUGUGAACACAGACAGGAGUGUUGAUUCCUCUCCUAAACUGCUUACUGCUUACCCAGCGACACUGAAGAGGCUACGCGACAGUUAGCUAGAGUUUCAGCCUGACUUUCUCCCUGUGUGUGUGCGUGCAUGCCUGCGUGCGUGUGUGUAAUCUGUCGAUGUGUCACAGUGUCUGGUUGCACGGGGAGAGAGACAGAGACCCUUUUCAGUCAAAUAGGGCAAUGGUCUGCGCACCAAACCACCUGAUCCGCUACUGUCUCAGCAUGUUGUGAAUGGAAAGACUCUGGAUGCGUCCCAAAUGGCACCCUAUUCCCUAGGUAGUGCACUAGUUUUGACCAGGGCCCAUAGGGAUCUGAUCAAAAGUAGUGCACUAUGUAGGGAAUCGGGUUUCAUUUGGGACAACAACUCUGUAAAGAGAGAACUGGAGAAGGAAGGAGGGGAAGAAGAGGAGUAGAGGGGGAGAGGUUAGGAAAGAGAGAUGUGUAGGGUUUUUCGGAUGCUUGUCUCGAGUUUGUAUGGUUGGAAGGGGAGAAGAGGGAACGGGGGGAGAGGUUAGGAAAGAGAGAGAGAGUUUUUCAGAUGCUUGUCAUGGGUUUUGGAGAGAGACAGAUGGAUACCCACUGACUACUUUUAUGGCUGUUGGAAGCUGCUGUUGUGGAUGUGGUUUGGCUCAAUGCGUGAAGCUCUGGAUGUUGGAAUGGACUCUGUGUAGAGGGUAUAAUGACAGGAUAAUGGUCAUUAAUGGGUAAAUUAUAGCUAGGCUUGGAAUGGAUUCAGACAGUGCUGCCUUGUCCGGUCGUUGGUAUCGAGUAGCCAGGAGUAGCGUAGUUGUACACAGACAUGCACACGUAAUACACACGUCACAUAUGUAACACACACACACACACACAUGUAACACACACAUGCUGUAACAUGUCAAAUUUAUCAUAAUCCAAUUUUUCUAUAUUUUCUAAAUGAAUGAAAGCACCUACCCAUAAUGUAUGUUUGAUCGUCGCCCUGUCCUUUGGAAAGUGGUUUUACAUUUGUUUUAUUUUCCUUUGUUUUUCAUCCUUUCGUUUAUUUCUCUUUCUCUGAACCCUAAAAGAGUCUUAAAUCUCCUUAUUCAACUAAAGGUUCAUUUAAGAAAAAUCUUAAUCAAAGUCAAAGACAGAAACGCAGGAUAAUUUUGUGUCAACAUUUUGUCCAACCUGGGAAAAGUAAUUAAGAAGAGAAGCACAAAUGAAAGCUUAAUCGGCUGACUAGUAAAUGUAAAGUGUUUGCUAAUUAUAAAUUAAACUAAAACUGUCAUCAAAACAAAACACUUUCAACUGAAACCACAAGCAGAACUAAGUGGGUACAAGUAUUUUCCUCUUAAUUUCCUUUCCAAGGGGGAGAUAAACAAAAAAAUUAAUUAUAUAAUGUGACUACUUGACCAUACUGCACCAUGCCAAUGUCUCUUCGAACUGUGAACAACUACUGUAUUGUGCUCUUGUGCAUUUAUCUGUUAUUACUGUUGAUGAGAACUACUGUAAGGAACAUGGGAGUGGAAGAAACCAUAGGAAUAGAAACAUGGCCGCCGUAACCAUUGAUUUGAAUGGGGAUGGCCGUUAUAGGUAUUCUAUCUCUAUGGGUGAAACGCAACUGGACCCUCUACCCUAUCUAUCUGUGACCAUGCAUAUAGCCUCUGUGUUGUGAUAACUAAUCGUGCUAACUGUGCUAUGUGCAUGUUAUCCAACCCAAAGUAGCACUGACUGUCCUGCAUAUGAUAUACAGUAUGUGGCCUUGUUGCAUACUUUGAUGUGUACAUUGUAAAUAACCUAAAAACCUAUCUAUCUGAAGGGUAGUCUGAAUAUGGACUUUUAGAAGAAGACACAGCAUAUUGUAAUUUUGUACGUUUUAACAGUUUAAAAUAGGUUUUAGAUGCUAUAUGCACUUUAAGAUAAAAACAAACACUAAAACACAGUUUCCAGUUGCGUAUCCAUACCCAAGUUCUGGAAAAAAAUGUUAAGUGGGAAUGAUUUUCCUGUUCCACCAGACCGGGGUUGGGGGGGGGGGGGAUUUCUGUGUAACACCAGACGUGGUCAUUCAGUUGGGUUUCAUUGAAUUCACUUCAAAGGUCUCAGAGCUUCCUGAUCAAAUGGUCCACCACCACAUUCAUUCCUCAGGUAAUCUUGAGUGAAUACUCUUACUUACUCCUUUUCUUCUUUCUUUUUUACAUCCAAAGAUGUAAAGAAAGAAACAGCAUACUAUGAUAUUAUACUCCCUAUUAAGUGGAAUAAUCCUCCCGAACACUUGGAUGUUUUGGGUCCAAAUGUCAGUUAAAGUCAAACCAAAGUCUUCUCAGUUGGUCUUCCAGGCAACACAACACAGCUCCAUCUGUCAAACUAUACUAUUGUUAUAACAUCAGAAUCCAAAUUGAUUAUCUAUAAUAUGAAGGUCUGUAUGACCUACUAUAAAAAUCUAAAUAAAUACAAAAUUAUCGUAAAUGUACCUGUACAGAAAUUCAAUGAUGGCAAUUACUGCUGUGCCUGAAAGUGACUUAACAAUCUCCUUUAUUAGAAAUAAUAAGAGAUAUUUUGAGAUUUCAAGAUUAGAUAUAUCUGGAGACACCUUUUAAAUUAAACAAACAGACAGCUUUGGUCAAAGACAUGGCCAUUGCUGUUCAUGAUUGUUUUUAUUUUUCAACAACAACAACAACAACAAAAACAGCAGAAUAUUCACACGUACCUUGCCAAGGUUUCACUAUAGGGGUCCAACUAAAUGACCAAUGUUUGAAUGAACAUACAUAUACAUGCGUUAUAUAGACUUGGGUUAGAUGAAAAUGCCCAGACCUUGACCCCUGCUCGGAACCACCAAGGUUAUAAGGUCAAAGGUCAUAGAGCAAAGGUUAAGGUUCCAGAGUUUUCAUUUAGCCCUUUUGUCUUUGAUAUGGCUGCAGCUGUCGAGUUUCACCUGGAGUCUCACAAUUAUAUACGGACGCACAGUAUAGUGUAGAAUAUAUUGUGCGUUGAAGCCUAUAUGCCACUGACUCAACAGUAAUAACAGGUUAUAACCUAUAAUCAGGUUAUACUGAUCAAUUUAAGCUAGUAUUACAGGAUCCUGAGUAAUAAAAGUCAGGAUAUACUGUAUAUUUAUUAGUCUCGUAACUUUACAGUUUUAAGUCAUUUUAGUGAGACUUCUUAUUGGAUUCACAGCUGUGUGUCUGUCGAGGGGUACAUACAAUAAUCAUGCCAUUCAAAGUUAUGUUGGUUAUUUGAAAAAAAUGUAUUCCUUUUUUUCUAUUUUUUUCUCUUAUUGAUAGUUUUUUUAUACGCAAUUUUCCCUGCUUAUUCUCAAGCGGUGAUUUGGAGAAAAAAACGGAUUGAAAAAAACAAUUUAGUUUUUUUAUUGAUUAUUAUUAUUGAUUAUUAUUAUUAUUCCGUUUUCAGAAGAGAAAACAAUUUGUGAGACUGAGAGAUGCAAAACUAUUUUAAAUACAAUCGUUUUUAAAAAAACCUUUACAAUCUACGAGAGGUCUAUUGGACGUGUUGAUUUUUCUCCACCUCGAAUGCAAAAUGUGUGACUGUUGGGGAGUGACAAUGGGUUUGGCACAGAAACAUGGCUAGGUUUACACUGAGCAAAAUUACUAAGUUCAAACAUACAACAUAAUACUUGAGAAACCUCUUAAGACAAUACUUAAGAUACUACUUAAGAUAAGCAUUUUGACUUUGUCUAUGGCAGUAUUUUUCUGUAUUGACCUAAUGAUUGAGUUAUGCAUUUUUUUAAACACAUUUCUUUUUACCAGGGAGGGAAGCUAGUAUUAUUUGGGGGGAGAGUAUAGGCUUGGAUAUGGGACACAGAGGUAGAACUUAAAGUUUCAUAACUUUACACACACACACUCACAAAAUGAUUUUUCGGUGUAAACCUAGCCAUAUACUUACAUGGAAUACAAUUUUUUUUUUUACGCUGUAUAAUCUUAAAGUGAUGGCUACAAAAGGGGAAGUAGUAUUGACUGGUAACAUUUUUCUCCUUUUUAAUUUUGCUUGCGCUUAUAUAAUAUUGUUGUAGUAGUAGUAAUCUGUAAAGAAAAUGGUGCAUUUCAACAUACCUCCCUUUCUCUCCAUUGUCUGGAUAGGUAGUUUAACCAAGGACGUUUUAACAUCUACAAACAUAUAAACUUUAUUACAUGUAUAAUGCAACAGUAGAUAUUGUGACAUUGUUAAAGACAGAACAGCAGUGAAACACAGGAACUUUGUGUAACUGUAGAAACAUUGUGAAGCCAUUCUAACAUUGUGAUGAUAACAGCAAACUGAAGUCCAGGCUGCUAAUGUGUGUAGUAGUAUUUGAGUAAUAUUUGAGUAGUAUUUGAGUAGUAUAUCUGUAGUAGUAUUUUUUUCUUAUAGGAUAAACGAACGAUGCAAGACUAACAGGGAAGAGAUGCAAAAUGUUAGAAAAUGAAACACAGCACUACGGACUCUGAUGUUUUCAGAAGUUCUUUGUUGAUUGUUUCUUUAUGAUUUCUUUGUUCCUUCGGUUUUUUUCUCUCAACUUUCUCUGUUUUGAUAUUUGCCUUUGUUAGGUGUUGUUAGGUAAAAAGAAAAGAAACACGAAAAAAGAGAGAAAACAACAAGUGCAUGCCAGAAUGUUAGGCUCUUUCUAUAUAUUAAAAGAGCUCACUUUUUGUGUUAGACUCACAGAAAUUUACAAGGACAAAAAAAAAGAAAAGAAAACAAGAAAAAUAAAGGUGGGGUGGUGAGA
Coregonus clupeaformis (lake whitefish) is the source of this 12899-nucleotide messenger RNA. RefSeq names its product N-acetyltransferase 16 (gene nat16). NCBI's taxonomy places the organism in Eukaryota, Metazoa, Chordata, Actinopteri, Salmoniformes, Salmonidae. The record is from RefSeq and is a predicted model, not a curated record. The coding region runs from base 199 to 1242 and encodes 347 amino acids. The transcript is spliced from 5 exons. Gene Ontology annotation, molecular function: acyltransferase activity, transferring groups other than amino-acyl groups.